Molecule: messenger RNA, 1194 nt
Organism: Schistosoma margrebowiei
Lineage: Eukaryota; Metazoa; Platyhelminthes; Trematoda; Strigeidida; Schistosomatidae
Source: the annotation of a GenBank genome assembly
AUGUCAAGUUUUCUAUUCUUUAGUUUGAUUUUAUUCAAUUUUAAAUACAAUAAACAACUUCAACUGAUAUGUGAGAAAGCGACAGAAGCUGCAAAACAUUCAGUAGAAUUGCAAAGAUCUAACGAUGUGCUAAACAAUUAUUGUACAGAAUUAAAAAAGAAGUUAGGUGAUUUACAUGAAGAAUUAAAUAGAAUGUCUAUACGAAAUGAAGAACUGAGUCGUGAAUUACUACAUCAGACAGCUGAACAAAAAUCUGUAUUAACAUUUUUGGCAAAUAAAAAUACAGAAAUGAAGACAAAAGAAUUGCCCAGAUUUGAGAAAGAAUUGGAUCGUGUUGAAGUUAUGCUUGGUACAACAGCGUAUCAUAAGAAAAAUGCAAAAAUUAAUUCGAUUCCUGAAACAUCUGGAUACAAAACUAAUGCGUUCAAUACCAAUACUGAGUCUAAAAAUCAACGAUCUUCAGAGAACAAAUGGACAAAUCUAAAAGACAAAAAAAUCCUUCAGAAUGCUGAAAAACAAAUAAAAUUGGAUUUAAUCAUGAAAGAACGUGAUCAACUUCAAAUAGAAUUAACAAAUACGAAUCGAAAAUUAGCUCGAUUCUUAGAUCAUUUUAAAGCUCGUUUAAUUUAUCAUAUAAAUGGAAUAACUCGUUUAGUAGAUGCUACAAAAUCCAAUGAUCGAUUAAUUGUCAGUGAAGGACUUUAUGGUUUAGAAAAAUAUAUUAAACAUUUAAUUGCUGAUAUGAAUGCAACUUAUAAAAUACGUGAAAAUCAACUAGUUAACAUUUGCCGAUCGCUUAAUGGUCAGUUGCAUGCAACACGUGAAGCAAUGAGGAAAGUGAUGAUUUGUUAUACUAAACUAAGAACACAAGCAAUUCAACCAAAUGCAUGCAUUAAUGAUCCAGGACCUACACCACAAGAAUUAAUCGAUGAGUUAAGUUGGUCAGGUAGAAGUAAUGAAGAUUAUUUAUUGAAUUUAAACGCUUCUAUAAUGGCUGAAAGUACACAACCUGUUAAAAAUAGAUCGAGGCGACUUACAAGAAUGAAUAUUUCAGAGGGAAUUUUAAAUUAAGCUGUGAAUGGUAGUAAAGAAAACAACUGCAUCUUAAAACGUUUAAUACAUUUAAUACAUUUUGAUUGGAACAAUUGAAAUGAACUGAGUGUCUAAUUGAAAUAAUAAUAAAUAAAUUUAAAU